Messenger RNA from Rhincodon typus (whale shark), 1199 nucleotides. Its product is annotated as centromere-associated protein E-like. Lineage: Eukaryota; Metazoa; Chordata; Chondrichthyes; Orectolobiformes; Rhincodontidae. The record is from RefSeq and is a predicted model, not a curated record. The transcript is spliced from 12 exons. Gene Ontology annotation, cellular component: microtubule. Gene Ontology annotation, molecular function: plus-end-directed microtubule motor activity; microtubule binding; ATP binding. The annotation marks the transcript as partial. Gene Ontology annotation, biological process: mitotic cell cycle; microtubule-based movement.
AUGUCUAUCGUGGGGAAGAUUAUUAAAGAGGUUAUAGUUGUGCGCUUUAAAAGCUUCAAGACACCAAACAGGGAAUUUUUGUUGCGGGUUUCUUACAUGGAAAUUUACAAUGAGUCUGUAUCUGAUUUGCUUGUUGGUCCAAAAAGAAGACCCCUAGAAGUUAGAGAAGAUAUGGAACGUACUGUUUAUGUUGCCAAUCUGACUGAGGAGUUGGCCGUAACCUAUGAGGAUGUAAUGAAAUUGGUCCAGAAAGGAGAAAAAAACCGACAUUAUGGAGAAACCAAAAUGAAUGAGCACAGUAGUCGGUCACAUACAAUUUUUAGAGUGAUUGUAGAAAGCAGGGACAAAAAUAAUGAAGCAGUUAUUGUUGCACACUUGAAUUUAGUUGAUCUGGCAGGCAGUGAACGUGCCAGCCAAACAGGAGCUGAAGGUGUCCGCCUAAAAGAAGGAUGUUUUAUCAACCGUAGUUUGUUUGUACUUGGUCAAGUUAUAAAGAAGCUCAGUGAUGGACAAGCUGGUGGGUUUCUAAAUUAUAGGGACAGUAAGCUGACACGGAUUCUGCAGAAUUCACUUGGGGGCAAUGCAAAAACCCUGAUCAUUUGCACAAUUACUCCAGUUAGUUUUGAGGAAACUCUGAGUACUCUACAGUUUGCAAGUACUGCCAAAUUCAUGAAGAAUACGCCUCAUGUGAAUGAAGUAUUGGAUGAGCAAGCAAUGUUGAAGCGGUGUCGGAAGGAAAUAAUGGAUCUGACAAACCAACUGGAAGAACUCACCUCGGAGACUCGUGUUCAAGCAAUGGAGAAAGCUCAACUGCUGUCAGAAAAGCAUAUCCUUCAAAUGGAGCAUGAGCAGAAAAUAAAGAACUUGACAAGAAUGCUCGUCAGGGUUUCAACUGAUGAUGACCAAGAAAUGAAGGCCAGAAGAAAGAGAAGGGUUACCUGGGCUCCUGGAAAAUUGCGAGCUAGUUUUGACUCUUCUGCCAAAAUGAUCAAGUUGGAUAAGGUCUGCCAAGAGCUUGAUGAAGAUGAUGAUGAUGAUGACGAUUUUGAUGUGGAUAACGCUUGGACAUCUAAAACUAUCUCCGAGUGUAAUAGUUCAAUCACAACAAAAAGAGGUGGAAGUUGUGGUUUCCAGAUACCUCCAUUUGAAGAUUCUUUUUACUUCAAUGAACAAAACAAAAUUAACCCAAACUGUAAUAG